Rhagoletis pomonella (apple maggot) is the source of this 714-nucleotide messenger RNA. RefSeq names its product nucleosome assembly protein 1-like 1. Bases 1 to 714 code for a protein of 237 amino acids. The record is from RefSeq and is a predicted model, not a curated record. Gene Ontology annotation, biological process: nucleosome assembly. Gene Ontology annotation, molecular function: histone binding; chromatin binding. NCBI's taxonomy places the organism in Eukaryota, Metazoa, Arthropoda, Insecta, Diptera, Tephritidae. Gene Ontology annotation, cellular component: chromatin; nucleus. The transcript has 5 exons.
AUGGAGUCGAUGAAGAUGCGCGGCGCACCAAAAAUUCCGGUGGCAAAGCAGAGCUCAACUGCAAGCGCUAAGAAAUCGUCGGAUAAAAAAUUAACCGAAGAAGAGAAUAAAACAAUUAGUGAACUUAAAAAGCUUUACUUGGAAACUAUAAAGCUCGACGUGGAUUUGCAGCAAGAAAUUUAUAAUAUGGAAAAAUCCUUUGAGGCAAAGCACAAAGCAAUUUUUGAAAAGCGCUACAAUAUACUCGAAGACUUUCGAAAAAAGUCCCAUGGCGACUCAUCUAGCGAGAGUAAUAUAUCAAAUUUUUGGCUGCGUGUGUUAAAAGCAUCGUACACGGAAUUCAUAAGCAAAAAAGAUGAAAAAAUACUAACGUAUCUCACCGACAUACGUUCAAAACUGUGUAACGAACCAACGGUUAAGUUUAUCAUUGAAUUUCAUUUCGAACCUAAUGAGUUUUUUUCAAAUCGUAUUCUGACCAAAACAUACUUUUUAAAUUGUUUGCCCAAUGUGGACGACCCGCUUUCAUAUGAUGGUGCUGAAAUUUAUAAAUGUGAGGGCUGUAAAAUUGACUGGAAGCAAAAUUAUAACGAACAGGAUAAAAAAGGUUGGUCAUCGGUUGUUACACUCACAGUUCUCUGUUAUCAGAAUACAAGAUUGCGCAUUCCGGCGGGUGAUGACUUCACGAUCGCAACGAAUAGAGGAGAUAAUUCAUGA